Molecule: messenger RNA, 3298 nt
Organism: Callithrix jacchus (white-tufted-ear marmoset)
Lineage: Eukaryota; Metazoa; Chordata; Mammalia; Primates; Cebidae
Gene: MAK
Product: male germ cell associated kinase
Biological process (GO): protein phosphorylation
Molecular function (GO): ATP binding; protein kinase activity
Source: RefSeq, a predicted model, not a curated record
CCGGCGCGGGCAGGUAAUCCCGAGCGGGCUGCGGGGCCGUCACCCUCCCUCCGACCCAGCCGGAGCCCGACCUGUCAGGCUGGCCGGGCAUGUCCCCUCGGCGCCCUGUGCUACCAGGGCCAAUCUCCGCCGAGAGACGGGUCCCGGACGUGGGGUGUUCAUAAGAUUGGAAGUGCUGUUUCCUUGCCAGAUUCCUUCAUGCCAUAGCUCAUGAACCUACGUAAUCUUGAGGAAGAGCCUAUAUUUAAUGAUGACACACAUGUCACCAGCAUAGCAACAACAGUGUGAGGACAAACACAAUUAAAAUUAAGAAGCAUUCAGAUUUAUAUUCAACGAGGAAGCCAUUUCAAUCAACAACUUCUGCUGCGUUAUUUUUCCAAGAUGAACCGAUACACAACCAUGAGACAGUUGGGGGAUGGCACCUAUGGGAGUGUGCUUAUGGCCAAGAAUAACGAGUCCGGGGAGCUGGUGGCCAUCAAAAGGAUGAAGAGAAAGUUCUACUCUUGGGAUGAAUGUAUGAACUUGAGAGAAGUUAAGUCUCUGAAGAAACUUAAUCAUGCUAAUGUUGUUAAAUUGAAAGAAGUUAUCAGAGAAAAUGACCACCUUUAUUUCAUAUUUGAAUAUAUGAAAGAAAACCUCUAUCAAUUAAUGAAAGACAGAAGCAAGUUGUUCCCUGAGUCAGUCAUCAGAAAUAUUAUGUAUCAGAUAUUGCAAGGGCUAGCUUUUAUCCAUAAACAUGGCUUUUUUCAUAGGGACUUGAAGCCAGAAAACUUGCUUUGUAUGGGUCCAGAACUUGUGAAAAUUGCUGAUUUUGGACUUGCAAGAGAAUUAAGGUCACAGCCACCGUACACUGAUUAUGUCUCUACUAGAUGGUAUCGUGCCCCUGAAGUUUUGCUCAGAUCUUCCGUGUAUAGCUCUCCCAUUGAUGUGUGGGCUGUUGGAAGUAUCAUGGCUGAACUCUAUAUGUUAAGGCCACUUUUUCCAGGGACAAGUGAGGUUGAUGAAAUCUUUAAAAUUUGCCAAGUUUUAGGGACUCCCAAAAAGAGCGACUGGCCAGAAGGAUACCAGCUGGCAUCUUCUAUGAACUUUCGUUUUCCCCAGUGUAUUCCUAUAAACUUAAAAACUCUGAUUCCCAAUGCCAGUAAUGAAGCUAUUCAGCUCAUGACUGAAAUGUUGAAUUGGGAUCCAAUGAAACGACCAAGAGCAAGCCAGGCAUUGAAACACACAUAUUUUCAAGUUGGUCAGGUAUUAGGCCCUUCCUCAAAUCAUCUGGAAUCAAAACAGUCUUUAAAUACGCAGCUGCAACCAUUAGAAUCAAAGCCAUCUUUAGUUGAAGUAGAGCCCAAGCCUCUACCAGAUGUAAUUGAUCAGACUGUUGGACAAUCCCAGUCAAAAACUAGCCAUCAGCCACUGCAGCCCAUUCAGCCGCCACAAAACCUGAGCAUCCAGCAACCACCAAAGCAACAGAAUCAGCAGAAACCGCCACAAACACGAUUCCCAAACAUCAUCAAAAACAUGCCAACUAAGCCAAAUGGCACACUGAAUCAUAAAAGUGGUAGGAGGCGUUGGGGCCAGACUAUCUUCAAAUCUGGAGAAAGCUGGGAAGAGGUGGAGGACUAUGAUUUCGGAGCCUCCCAUUCCAAGAAGCCAAGCAUGGGUGUUUUUACAGAAAAAAGGAAGAAAGAUUCUCCAUCUCGGCCUCCAGAGCUGGCACCCUCGGGCUCCAACCACUUGCUAGGGGAAAACAAGAGCUUACCUGCUGCUAUUUCCCUAAAGUCUGAUUCCGAAUUGUCAACUGCUCCAGCCUCUAAACAGUACUACUUGAAACAAUCAAGAUAUCUUCCAGGUGUGAAUCCCAAGAAUGUGUCCUUGAUAGCCAGUGGAAAGGAAAUAAACCCCCACACGUGGAGCAAUCAGUUAUUCCCUAAGUCACUGGGACCUGUCAGGGAAGAACUUGCUUUCAAAAGGAGCAAUGCAGCAAGAUUUCUUCGCACUUCUGUUUCCAAAAAGGAAGAAAAAAGAAGAGGAAAUAGCCCUGAUGCUGUGAUUCCAGCAACAAAUAUUCAUUUGUUGAUACAUGAACUACUUGAAAAAAGUUCCAUCUUUCUCAUUAAGAGAUAGACGUGUUUCCAGAAAACUUAAUUUUUAUGUUUAGUAAUCAAAAUAUAUAUCUUGAUUAAUUAUAUACAAUUAAUCAUUAUAACUGUGUAUUUUAAUAUCUUUAUGGUUACAAGAAAUUUUUAAAAAAUUAAUUUACACAUGUUAGAGUGACCAAUUUUAAGAUUUUUAAGCUUAAGAUUACAUUUGGAUCAAAUUUUGAAGCUGAGGUUUAAAUAAAAACAUAAUUUUAGGGGAAAAAGGAAUUAAUGUGAAAUAUCCAAGUGUCAAAAAGGAACUUGUUCUUGUAUUUUUAUGACACUAUUGAAGGGCAUAAAAUCACUAGUAGUUUUAUUUUUUAAAUGCCUGUAGUUACAAUAUGUCAGAAAUAACAUCCUUUGCAACUGUUAAACUUAUGAUUAAAAAUUUUAAAUAUUAGCUUAGAAGUGUGUGAAAAGGUAGUUUGUUUUUUAACGUAGGUGAUAUUGGAUCAAAAAAGUUUGACAAUUACCAUUAUAAUGAGUGAGUAGUUUAUGAGAUAUUCUGAAGUGAGAUCAAUACAUUUGGACUUUUUACAGGUUUUCCAGAUACUUUAAAACUCAGCUUAUCUAUUUAAUGUUGCUGAGGUGUCAUACACUUCAACAGUGUAAUUUACUUAUUUUUUCCUCAGAUACAUAAAAAUAAUAUUCACUGAACCAACCAGUUAUACAAAAUCAAUUAAAUGACAGUAGAACAACUUUGAGUCUCAAGGGAAUAUCCAGUUGGCAUCAAAUAAAUGCCGUGACAGCACAUGGGGACAUUUUUGCAUUUUUAGGGGUUCUUGCUGGGUCUUUUCAUGAAUCAUCUAAUCCAUUUUUCUCUGCUUUUCCUAAAACAUUCUCCUAUUAUUCUUUCUUUCCAUCUGCCUUCCCUUUAGAAGAAAGCAUAAUUAAACCAAUUGAAAAACUAUCAUGCAAUGAAACUUUUCCUGAAAAAUUAGAGGACCCACAAGGUAAUUUCUGGGCAUCAGAUGAAUGAAAUUUGUUCUUUGAAUCUCUUGUCUAAUCUUCUUCUCAACAUUUGCCCCUGAUCCUGACAUAAAAGGCCAAGAUGAUCUGCUUUUAGAAGUCAAGUCUGGACUAGGAUACAGAAAAGCAUCCUAUCUCAUCAAGAAUAUCUUCCUUCAGUAGUUGACAUUCUAAGAUAAAUUUGCCUCAAAAAG